Messenger RNA from Helobdella robusta, 402 nucleotides. RefSeq lists its product as hypothetical. The transcript is spliced from 4 exons. The record is from RefSeq and is a predicted model, not a curated record. NCBI's taxonomy places the organism in Eukaryota, Metazoa, Annelida, Clitellata, Rhynchobdellida, Glossiphoniidae. Gene Ontology annotation, biological process: vesicle-mediated transport; vesicle fusion. Gene Ontology annotation, cellular component: SNARE complex; plasma membrane. The coding region runs from base 1 to 402 and encodes 133 amino acids. Gene Ontology annotation, molecular function: SNAP receptor activity; syntaxin binding.
AUGCUUUUUUUGCUUAGGGGUCCAGGGGGUCCACCACAACCGGCCCAGCAAAGCAAGCGACUUCAACAGACUCAAGCUCAAGUGGAUGAGGUAGUUGAUAUUAUGAGAGUGAAUGUUGACAAAGUCCUAGAGAGGGAUCAGAAACUGGCUGAACUAGAUGACAGAGCAGAUGCACUGCAAGCAGGUGCCUCACAGUUUGAGGCCAGUGCUGGCAAGUUGAAGAGAAAAUUCUGGUGGAAAAAUAUGAAGAUGAUGCUUGUAAUGGGGGCUGUCGUGGCUGUGGUUGUGGUCAUAUUUGGAGGUGGUCAUUCUUUUUAUUUAUUUUUAUGGUUAUUCUUUUUACUAUUUAUUUAUUUAGUUAUUAUUAUUAUUAUUAUUUAUGUAAUAGCUUUUUUCAGUUGA